This is a messenger RNA of Alternaria rosae, 1418 nucleotides long. RefSeq lists its product as uncharacterized. NCBI's taxonomy places the organism in Eukaryota, Fungi, Ascomycota, Dothideomycetes, Pleosporales, Pleosporaceae. The record is from RefSeq and is a predicted model, not a curated record. The transcript has 3 exons. Bases 54 to 1232 code for a protein of 392 amino acids.
AACACCUUCUCUGUACACCUUGACACGCAUGACACCACAAUAGCAGCUCGCCCAUGUACAGUGGUUAUGUGAAAUUCACUUUACCCGAAAUUCGCUUUCUCAAGGCUGAGACGCCAGACAAGCACUCACCGAGUCGCUUUUACCACCCACACGUCUGCAAUAUUUACCGUUGGCGGUUCCAAUGUUUCCAUCAAACAGAACUGACAUGGCAUUCAUGCCGGCCAGUUUCUCCCUUCAGACUGAUCCGUCCACGGUCACCUCUGUUGUAUACCUUAUUCGACACCAUGAUGGGACCCACUUGCAAACCACGGUUCCAUCCCUCCAUUUCCCACAGUUAUGUGACUUCGAAUCAUGCGAUACUAAUAAAACGAAGACAUUGUCCCUUUGAAUUGAUCUCUCAUCUGACACCCCAACAGUCUGUUACUUCUUGUAUCGUAAUAAAGCUGGUUGAACUGUUCAGAGGACUGAAAAUGGUCGAGGUCGAUUCCCACUCAUCCCACACCACUCUCCGUGCAUUGGAAUCACCACCCUCGACCUUACCAACGGAUAACGCGCCAUCGGCAGCUUCCAAAGACUUCUCAAGCCGGACCAUCUCCUCAACCCAGUCUGAAGAGUUGACUUCUCCAUCGACUACAAAUCUGCACCUCCCUAAUGAGCUCAUCAUCCAAAUCCUCCAUCACGCCCUCCAUCUCCGCGGCUCAUCUGUGCCACCACUACCCGUGACCGCCGAUCGAUUUCAGAGCCAUGUAUCCCGCAACGGUCGCUUGGCUAGGUAUCUGGUUAUAUCCAAGUCACUCUAUCCCCUCAUUCUAGAGGCUUUCUACCGCGAGAACGAGUUUCGAUGCGCCCCAAGCGGGAAAAGGCUGUAUGGGUACAAGGAAUGUAGACCAAGGGAAAGUCCUAUCUUUCUGCCCCCGCCACAUGCCAGACGCCAUAUUCGACGACUGGAGUUCAUUAUCUCUUUAGACUUCUUUCGUCACGAUUUUACUUCUGCAAACCAGUGGCACACACUCGUCGGGCUUUGCUCUGGAAGGACCGGAUUUACCGGAGUCGAAUUCUUGCGCUUGGUGGUAAAAGAAGCUCCGGGAAUACACCGUAAUGACAAAAUUAAGCUGAAUCGACUAAGGACUGAGAAAUUUGCGAUAAGAGCGGAGAAAGAGGUGGUCAUGGAAGGUUGGAGAGAGGCACAGCCAUUUAUCAAGGUGAAAGCUGAGGUCGUGAAAUGGGAAUAACAGUACGUCAUUGACCGAAGUUAGGAGGUUCGUGAUACAGCAGAGGUGGUUUGAGUUAGAGGAUGUAGAAUUAGUGGCUAGAGAAGUGGUACAUGUAAUGAAGGGGCCGCGCAAACCAUGGGACUAGAGGUCUCCCUUAUAUUAUUAGCAAUCAUACGGAAAUUUACAACCAUACGUAGCAUUGGA